Messenger RNA from Volvox carteri f. nagariensis, 1128 nucleotides. RefSeq lists its product as uncharacterized. NCBI's taxonomy places the organism in Eukaryota, Viridiplantae, Chlorophyta, Chlorophyceae, Chlamydomonadales, Volvocaceae. The record is from RefSeq and is a predicted model, not a curated record. The transcript has 3 exons. The coding region runs from base 1 to 1128 and encodes 375 amino acids.
AUGUCUGUUAGCACGUCAUAUGGCGUGACACCUCGGGACUGCUCUCCAGAAGUGGUCACCGUCAAGGACGUUAGCACCCUGCCAUCUGCAAGAGAGCAGCUCGCCAUGAUAAGGACCGAAGUCCAAGUGAACAACGCGCCGAAGCUCACAGCCCCCCAUGAGCAGCGUGAGCAGCUUGACGAAGGAACACUCAUGCUUCUCGAGACCGCCAUCACUGCGCUGGGGGCGAGCAAACCCCAGCUGGCCGUCGCGGGAGAGUGCCUCAAGAUCACCCACCACCACCUUAAGUGCUACUCCGUCACUCUGGCCAAGGCGGGCCCCGGAGCCAACGGUAACUUCAUGGCCCCCUACGAGAUCUGGCAUGGCAGGCAAUGCAACUUCACCAAGCCAGAGUUCAAACCAGAGGCCAUAGAUAAGGGUGACGGACAGGGACGGUCCGCCGGGUCCCUUUGGCGGGGAAGAGACCGGCAGGGUGGAGUGCGGGAUUCGUUUGGUUGUGCACAUCAGAACGACCGCAGCUGCUAUGACCGCGUAGCGGUCGUAGCAGCUGCUAUGACCGCUACGACCGGUGCAGCCACUGUGACCGAAGCCGCUCUCGCAACCCGGCUAAGCACGGCUGAUCAGGAUUUCUGUUGGCCUCACGGUCUCUGGUGCUGCCCUGACCCUCCCUCACCUUCCUCUUGUCUUAAGCUCAGUGGCCCCUCCGUGCAGUUCGCGGUCGUUGUUGCAGGGGCCCACAAGUCCAACGAGUGUUAUUCGGUUGUAAUGGAGAAUGCAUUGGCCCAGUCAUUGACAAGACUUGAUCUGCUAAGUAGCACAUCCGGUUUUUUUCCAGACCUUUCGCCGCUAGAAGAUGUCGUCACCAAGUCGGACCUGGACCCCCACCUGCCCAACAAGACAACACACAAUUGGAGACCAAGAACACCGCCAAGCGUCCUGCACCCGGCCCUGCAGAGCCCACCCUGCCUCGGACCAAGGUCGCCUGCCAAGACCAGGAACCACAUCCAGGCCCAGGAGCCCCAUCGAGGAGUGAAACAGCGGGCCCAGAAGGACCACCCCCCUGGCCGUACUGGGGUAAGAAUCACCAAUCUGCACAGGACCACGGGGAUUUUGUGUCGUCCACCAUAG